AUGGCUCGAGACGAGGUUAAGAGAGACAGAGAGACUCAAGAUAGUCGAGAAAAUAGUUCAAAGAGGCAUCGGGAACGUCCCUAUGACAUUCACAGUCCUCAAACUAGUUCAAAUCACCAUCAAGGCUUCCGAUCACUAUGUGUUCGAAAAAUAUCUCUCAAUUAUGAUGCGGAUUACGUACAAGCGCAAUUACGCAAAGCCUUCUCGUCUUUCGGAGAUGUGGAGGUCCGCACAUUCAAAUCUUCUGAUCGGCGCCACUCAAGUGAUGCCUAUCGCGCUUUCAAAAACAAAAGCCAAGUUUACAUCGGUGAUCGAUCAUUUAAUACUGAAAUCUGGGACGAAAGGGAAUCCCUAAUCCGAGGAAUAGGAGGAAGAUAUGAACAACCAAAUUCGCCCCAUCAGCAUCAUGGACCUUCCCUUUCAAAACCUAAUUCAUCCUCCUUUCAUCGUUCCUCUGAUUUUGAUGAUCGAUCACGUUCUCCGAUUCGUUCAUCUAACCGUCGUCCCCAUAACUACAGCCGUGGUAACCGUCCAGAUUCCAUGGAAUAUGAACCUUUGAACGAUCCAAAAGCGACUCGAACACUCUUUGUGGGAAGCUUAGAGCCUGAUAUUACAGACGCCGAAGUUCGGGAUGCCUUCGAGCGAUGUGGCGGUGUCGAGCAAGUCGAUGUUAAACACCCAAAUACUUCCCAUGCAUACGCCUUCGUUCGUUUUGUAAAUUUAGACAUGGCUAUUCAAGCUAAAAAUAAAAUGAAUGGAAAUAGCAUCCGUUUAUAUCAUUGCAAAAUUGGAUAUGGAAAACCGCUCCUUUCUAAUGUCCUCUACAUUAGCGGCUUGGAUAAUUGGAUAGAUGCUGAAGAGCUGGAAUGUUUUCUUAAUCAAUUUGGAAUUCUAGUUAAGCUGGAAUGGCAGUACAGGCAAAAUUACGCUACAGCUACCUUUCAAAGCAUAGAAGUAGCGGAGGAAGUUAAUCAACAAUUGAAGAACCUCGCUUCUCGAAAUCCAGAUCGAAGACUCAUGGUGGAUUUCAUAGAGGGUGAACUGAUGAAGGAAGUGAUACCACCUCCUCGUCAAUCUUCUUUAAUACCUGUUCCAAAUCCAUUCCCUAUUGUACAAGAGUUGAUCCCGAACCUUAGAACGAACCCCCUUGCAUUUUCCAAUCAGUUUGUAACGACAGCUUUUGAUCUUAUGCGAGGUAAUGUUGACCCAAAUCCCGCACUAUUUCAGAGCAAUCCUUCUGCUGAAGAUAUAAGACAGAGAAGGAACCCUCUUCGGCAGAUGGAACCAUUGAAUCGUACCAACUCAUUGACACGUCCUCCGCAAGUGCAACCUUCAUUACGAUUUGGUCGUGGUGAUUCUCCAAUUGACAGUUUUCUCCGUCCAGAUAUGUCGGAUCUCAGUGAUCCGGUUCUCUCUUCCAUUACCGCUAUGCCAGAUCUGGAAUCAUUUCUCCGACCACACAUUUGGAGUGCUAAACUCUUCACAAAAAAGUCUCUUUUUCAGUUUCGUUGUUUUCAUGUAGUUGGAGAUGAAGCUCUCUCAAAGGAAAUUUUAAAGUGUCCGCCUUUUGUCUCAGAGGAUGGCGAUGUAAGUUUUCAGAUGCCCCAUCAGGCUCGUACUGAAGCAACAUGGAUGGCUGACGCUAUUGAGCAGAUUGGAAAGGCUCUGGCAGAUUCCUCAAGCUCUUCUCCACCUCCCUUCUCGAUUUUGUUGGCUCUGCAGAAAUGUCAAGAAUCGGAGGACUGUAGUUUGGUGAUAAAAAAUGAACCCAAGAACCGGCCGGUAACUUGUCUUGUUUCUUAUCUACGCAUUAAACAGAGAGCCGGUUUCUUAGUCCCGCUCUCCGGCGGUUCCAUCGAUGCUUCAAAGUACACUAUUCUGCUUCUCACUCCAAGUAGUUUUGCCAUAAGUUUGCUCAAGUUUUCUGCUCCCAGAUUGUCUUCUAAUCUUGCAUUUGUGGAUGACUUUUUAGUGCUUCUUUUACUUCGAAAUUGA
This is a messenger RNA of Rodentolepis nana, 1995 nucleotides long. NCBI's taxonomy places the organism in Eukaryota, Metazoa, Platyhelminthes, Cestoda, Cyclophyllidea, Hymenolepididae. The record is from the annotation of a GenBank genome assembly.